UUGACAUGUUAGUUCACAAAAAAAUAUUCAAUAAUUAUACCUACAAAAGAUAAGAUAAAACUUGAAUAAACCACUCUGUCGCUGUACGUCUUUCGUACGCAUCUCAUAUUUCAUUUAAAAAGUGAAAUACAAAUUCUUUUGAAGCAGAAAGCAAUUAAGUAUUAUAAUGUCAGUUCAAAGGAUAGACAUCACACAGCCUCUAUGGGAUCAAAGCACAUUCUUUGGGAGGUUCAGGCAUUUUGCAUUCAUCUCCAAUCCCCUGUUGUCCUUGGUGCCUGAAAAAGAGUUGUAUGAAGCCAAAGAGUUGUAUUUUCAGUACAAAGCAGGAAAAGAGCCAAAGGAUACGCCUUAUGAAAAGGUCGUAAAAGCAAAGCAGCUCUAUGAAUCAGCAUUCCACCCGGACAGUGGUGAGCUGCAGAAUGUCUUCGGAAGGAUGUCAUUCCAGAUGCCUGGUGGGUGUCUUGUUACGGGAGCCAUGUUGCAGUGGUACAGAACCGCGACGGCCGUGGUGUUCUGGCAAUGGGUGAACCAGUCGUUCAACGCGCUCGUGAAUUACACGAACCGAAACGCGAAUUCACCGCUCACGACGACGCAGAUGGGCGUCGCAUACGUUUCGGCGACAUCAGCCGCUAUGGCCACGGCGUUAACGUUUAAAUUCGUGGUGCAGAAGCGCGCUACGAAUCCUAUUCUGGCUAGAUUUGUACCAUUCGUGGCGGUGGCUGCGGCCAACUGGGUCAACAUUCCGCUGAUGAGGCAAAACGAAAUUAUAUUAGGUUUGGAUGUGACAGACGAGAAUGAUAAAGUAAUAGGGAAGUCGCAAUUGGCGCCCGCCAAGGGGAUAUCGCAGGUCGUAACCUCCAGGAUCGUGAUGUGCGCGCCGGGCAUGCUGCUGCUGCCCGUGAUCAUGGAGAGGAUCGAGCACCGGCCGUGGAUGCAGCGCAUCAAGUGGGCGCACGUGGGCAUACAGACCGCCAUCGUCGGCAUGUUCCUCACAUUCAUGGUGCCCACUGCGUGUGCAUUGUUCCCACAGAGAUGUAAAUUGUCCAUAGACACAAUCAAGCGUUUCGAGAAGGACAAGUACGAUGAAAUAGUGAAGAACACAGGUGGAAACCCGCCGGAGUAUGUUUAUUUCAACAAGGGCUUGUAAAUGAAUAUAUGUUGUUAAAGUAAUACGAUUAGUCACGUAAGUAGGAUUUAAAAUACGCUACAAUAUCCCCUUACUUAAAAAAAAUACGCUCCCAUAUUAACAAUGUCUAAUUCGACAUUUAAUGUCAUUAUUUUGACGUUAAAUGUCAGUCAUCAUAUGAUGGCAUCACUCAUUGAUUAGGUUUUUUUUUAAUUUAUUUAGCGAUAAGUAAUGGAGUUAUUGUUUCCAUUGACAAUUGGCUGUUUUACUAGUAGUUGUUGUUGAUUUACUUUCGGAAGAUUUGAUGUCGAUAUAUUUAAUAAUUUGUAAUUUUCAAGUGAAAUACGGUCUAAUUUUUAAAUUUGCCAAAAUGAACUAGUCUAGACAGGUCGAGACUAAAUAGUGAUGGGAGUGAGCUUGAACAAUGCGAUAUUCUUUCGGAAUGAAUAUAGGUUCAACCAGUUCAUUUAAAGUAGCUAGAUCUUAAGGUAGAAGUGUAAUAUAAAUAGUUGCACAACACUAUGAAUAUUGACACGUUGACUGCCGACUACGAGAUAACUCGUAGAUUGAGUUUUUUUCUAGGACGCCAACUACGAGUUAUCUCGUCCUGUGUUUUCUUGCCAUUUUUGUGCAGCUAUGAUUAAACUUGGAAUAUACCAGUGCUAAUAUCGAUAGAUGGCUUCUGGGAAAGGAACAAAAAAUCAUUGUGUAAACAGAAAAUUUAUUAAAAAUUAACCAAAAAUAUAUAAUUAAUAAAUUUAUUCAAAUUCAAAAAGUAAAAUGAUAUUUUAACAUUUGUUUAAUUCUUUUUGUUUUUUGAUAAUAUGCAUUAGAAUUACAGGUUUUAAUAAUUUAAUGUGAUAAAAUCAAAUUGUCACAUUUUAGGAUUUUUUAAUAUUGCCGUGGCAGUCAAUGUGUUAAUUUAUUGUAAAUUGUUCAUACUUCAAGUGGUUACAUAGAUUCAUUUACCAGUUUCGCUAUAUAAGGGAAGUGUUGACUCUUAAACAAGGUAGUGGUUACUUGUUCUGUCUUGUUGUGGUCUUGUGGAAAUUUCUAUAAGAUUUUAAUAGGUAGAUCUAAAAGUAAGGAAAUUUUAGAAUCUAUGAGUCAAAUUUUCUUUUAAAAAUUUACGAGAUAAGGGACAAGCCAUCAAUAAAAAAAAUGACUGUUCAUUUGUAUGGUUUUAAAAAAGCGGGAAAAGUGCUAGAAAUUCAGAGAUAAAAUUUAUGAUGUCUAUGAAUUUACGCGCCAAAUCGUAGCUAUUUUGUUUACUAAGUUUUAAUUAUUCUAAAAAUUGUUAAGUCUUCGUGAUUUGUGUCAUUGAGAGUUAUUUUUUAAUUUUGAAAAAUUUACGCGUGAAAUAGUGGAAUGUUUUGGACAGUUUCAACUAUUUUUUUUUAAUUGUUAAAGCUUUAAAUAUUUUUUUUAUUGUUUUUCAAUUGUUUGGUUUUUUGGAAUGUUUUUUUUUCAUGCUUUAGUCUUGAUUCACACGAAUUUUUAUUAUAUUGCUAGUUCGUAAACACGAUACUUAUUCAUACAUACUUGCAUGUUAAUUUUAUAUUGUUAUUAUUAAAAAAAUACGAAAGCAUUUGUGUAAAGCAGAUUGGUAAUAUAUCUGUAUUUUAUCUGUAAUAAAUUUUCUAUUGUACAAAUACAAAACAAAAACCUUAUGUUCUAUCUCUUUCUAAUUGCGCGAUAAAUAUUUUUUUUGUUCUAUUAUCCCAGUGAGAAAAACCAAGGCUCUGUACCCAUACAGCCUAAAUUAGAAUAAGGUACGCAUGAACGGCGGAAUCAUUUCAUUUGAAUGAAAAAUAAAAAUAAAUCUAUGUGAAAAACUGUAAUAUUGUGUCAAGAGUAUAGAAUUAUUUCAUUGUACAAAUAGAAAAUGUUUAAGAAAUUGUUAACGCCUAUUGGUCUAGUGAUUUGGUGGUACUUAGAUCAGGUGCUUCGACUAAUUAUUGAAAAUUCCAUUAAAAAAUGUGGGUGUUAUUCUAAUGUUUUUUUUUUUAAACAUUUUAACGAUUUAUAGUGACGAUGAUAACUUAAAAUGUUAUAUAAAAAAAGAGAUUAACCGAAAUUUAAAAAUGGCGGCAAAAUAAUUUUCCUUACAGCGCCAAAUUGUUAGAUCUGGCACUGAUUUAUGUAUCUCCACACUGGGACUUAAGGCCAUUAUCCAACAUCAUGUUUUCUUGCUCUAGUGCUAUUUUUUUAUACUAAUUAUUAUUUUGUUGUAUAUAAAGCUUGUGUAGGUUUUUUUUGUAAUCAUGAGAUCUGGUCAUUUUUUAAUAUUCGUGUCAUAUAUUUUUUAUUUUUUUUUUCAUGAUGUACAUUCCAAAUAACGCCUUGCGAACGCUUUUUAAUAUUCCGUUUUUGUUCACUUUAUGGUUUUAAAUAUAUUUUUUUUAAGUCUAGUCUUUAAUUUGCUGUAACGCUCAAUUUAGUUUUUGUUUUAUGGAAAAAAUAACAAAUUUUGUAAUCGAGUAGAAAUGUUGCACCAAAAUUGUAAGAUUGGCAUUCUUUUUUAAAUGUUUGAAAAAACAUUUUAAUUUUGUUAUGUUGCUAACGAAUUAUGCUUGUUUUAACGCCACAUUUGGAAUUAUAAGCAAUAAUUAAAGUUGUUUGAUAAUUUAUGGUGUAUUAUUAAUUAGUUGUUAUGGUUGAUGGUAUAAAAAUAUCUCACGAUGUUUUAGUACAGUCUAUGGUACGAAUAGACAAUUUUUUUUUUGUUAACACAACGACAAAAGAUUGGAGUAACACUGCCAUGUAAGGUACGUAGGUGAACAGUAUAGGUAUAAACUGUUCUAUAGUACAUAGAUGUUGUGUAGGUGAAAAUGAUGAUGAUGUAGGAUGAUGAUGAUUGUCUUGGUCAUUUAAUAAUCUUAUAGUCAUCUUCUAUUGAGGACACACUACUUGCAAACUAUUUUAAUUCAGAAAAACUCAGCUUUUGUAUAAUGUGGCCACUAUCCUAAUGUCGAAGUUAGGACGUUAGAACAACUGAAGGUACUGCUCAUGUCUAUAGGUGACGGUUACCACUUUCUAUCAGGUGGGCCGUCAGCUUGUUUGCCAUUCUAAGUUGUAUAAAAAAAAGUUCUUUAUUUGUACACGUUAUGGACGUGUUUAUAUUUUUUGUCUCUCCUAAUAAAUAAAAAGUGCAUAAGUUAAUUUUUUUUUCAAGCUAAAACAAAGAUAAUAUUUUUAAUUUGUCGCAUAAUUACAUCAAUGUGUAUAAACUACUUUUCUUUGUACUACUGCGCUUCCGAACCGGUAGGACCUACUAUUUAGUUUAGUAGGUCAUACUAAUUUAGUUUGGUAGUAACUUAAAAGCGUAUUAAAUGAAUCAUUGGAAUAGUAAUAACGUUCUUUGUUGCUUUCUGAAGCUAAAACAAUAAAUUAUUAUAAAUAAA
Molecule: messenger RNA, 4530 nt
Organism: Galleria mellonella (greater wax moth)
Lineage: Eukaryota; Metazoa; Arthropoda; Insecta; Lepidoptera; Pyralidae
Gene: Sfxn2
Product: sideroflexin-2
Exons: 9
Coding region: 167-1147 (326 amino acids)
Biological process (GO): serine import into mitochondrion; monoatomic ion transport
Cellular component (GO): mitochondrial inner membrane
Molecular function (GO): monoatomic ion transmembrane transporter activity
Source: RefSeq, a predicted model, not a curated record